Messenger RNA from Helobdella robusta, 315 nucleotides. RefSeq lists its product as hypothetical. The coding region runs from base 1 to 315 and encodes 104 amino acids. NCBI's taxonomy places the organism in Eukaryota, Metazoa, Annelida, Clitellata, Rhynchobdellida, Glossiphoniidae. The transcript is spliced from 4 exons. The record is from RefSeq and is a predicted model, not a curated record.
AUGACAAAUCUGUCCCUAGGUCAAGUGAUUCAGUAUCCCAAAAAAUUCCCAUUCCAGAAAAUUAGAUCUCACCAAAUCCCGUUUCCACGCUUCUAUUUCGAUCAACUUCAAAUAGCAGUUUGUAUAGAAUAUAACCAAACUGAAACAGCGAAAUCAUUCCAUAUGUUGUUUGCGGGUGAUCUCAUCUUGGUUGGAGAUGGAGGACUGAGAAAAACAAACUCUGGCUCACCAAGCCCCUUUCCGUGGCCUCGUGCGCACGCUUCAGGAAUGCCUGCAGAGGUGCUGUCCUCAGUGUCAGCUGGUUUAGCAGCAUGA